Molecule: messenger RNA, 384 nt
Organism: Symbiodinium pilosum
Lineage: Eukaryota; Dinophyceae; Suessiales; Symbiodiniaceae
Source: the annotation of a GenBank genome assembly
AUGGGGGACCCCGGCGCCAAAGAAAAAGGAUCAGGAUCAUUUGUUGACUUUGAGCUGCUUGAGGUCUUCUACGCCUGCGGCACGGAUCACGCCAAGAGCAACGGCCUGGGAUUGGGCGUCGUCAUUGUCCCGCGCGCGGGUGAGUCCAUACCAGCCGAGCUGCCAGAGAAAUCUGUGUAUGUGGCGGAGGGCAUCAUGGGAGAGGGAGCUUCAUUCAGCUCAACCAUGGUGAGAACGGCUUUCAAGUUGCGGAAAGCUUCCACAGUGGUAAAGAAAACCGUCUCCAACCAGGCUGCAAGCUUUCUUCUCCGACCCACGCGCGAGGAGUACCUCAUGUUCCCAGCGGAUUUUGCCAAACUUGGCGUGGAAAUGCCGCCGCAGUGA